AUGUCCUGGCCAGCGAACACAACCCGCUCGAGAUCGUAUACGAAGAAGGACCUCACUGCUUUACCACAAUUGCCUGUCCCGAAAGAUAUCGUCGUACCAGCACAUCUAUUGAGCCUUACAAGCGACCGGCAAUCAUGGAACCCAAACCGCGAAUACGGCAGGGAGUCGUCCUCAGAGCGUGAGGACUCCAGAGACGGAUUUGACGUUACGCGCAUCGCCCAGCGGCAGCAUAGCAUCCUUCACCAAGCUCGGCAACGGGCAAGAUCGACCACGGCUGAACGUCCUGCGUACCUUCGGAACACAAGUCUGCCCAUCGUACCAGGGCGCUCUUUGCAAAGCCUCAUACAAGACGACAACGAUAAAUUUGCUGUACAGUCAAGAAAGCGACGAUCUGCGCCUCCUGUUCCCACGAUCCCGCCCGUCCACCUUGCACCGGAGCGUGCAAUAUUGUUUGAACGUUUGGACGCCAAGCGCACCAGUCGAGCUUCGCGGACGUCUCAGGUCAUUCUUCCUGACCAAGAGACCGACGCUGCUCAAUCCGAGAGCGAGUGCACUGGAGAAGAAGACCCAUUUUCUGCCGAGCAAUUUAUUGUUCCGGACUUCGGUAGCAGGCAUACGAGCUGCGAGUAUUCCCAUGGUGGAGAUCUUGAGGCAGGUCGGCGAGAGGAUGGCGAUAGUUUAUACCAGACGACGUCGAUUGUUCGGCGAAUCACAACGAACCGUUCCGUCCAGGUUGCCAAAGAUGCGGUGUCGGGGAUGAUGCGAAAGAGCAGCAUGCAUCAGACGUACGAGAAGGCGAAAGCUCGUGGUGAGUAUCUGCAGCGGAAGAAGUGGGUGCAGUAUCUUUUCGAGUACACAGUGUACGCCUUGCUGCUCUGUUUCAUCUACUUCGUCCUGGUUGGUCUCCCAUUGUGGAGAGGCGCGGUCUGGUGGUUCUACUGGGUUGUGGCUACGAAAUUUGUUGUCUCGGGUACAUGGUCCAUCACCAUCGGUCUAGCUGCAUUCUAUGCUUAUGCGCCAUUACUCAUUCAAUUUGAAAAGGAACCUCCAAUGCCGGGAAACGUUGCAAACAUAGACCCAGCUAAAACGCCAGGUGUGCACAACACUGCACUACUCAUUCCCUGCUACAAGUCGGCGAAUAUCAUAGGGCCAACUUUGCAAGCUGCACUGAAGAUAUUCGCUGCGCACCAUAUCUAUGUGAUCGCGAAUGGCAACUCGCCUACACCACUCGACAAUACCGAGGAGGUUUGUCAGCUGUACGGUGUCAACCACAUUUGGUCGCCAGUGGGCAGCAAGAUUGUGGCACAGUUCGUCGGCUGCUAUGCGGCCAAGCAGUUCGAGAAUGCUCUGCUGAUCGACGACGACUGCGCUCUGCCUGCGAACUUUCCGAUCGUUAGUGAGAGACUUUCCGAGAAAGUCAAGGUCAUUGGAUACACUAUCAAGUCAGUUGGGCCGGACGGUAGCAGAGGCACGCUGUGCCAACAAGCACAAGACAUCGAAUACAAGAUCAGUGGCCUGCAACGAGCAUUCGCAGGCAUGAUCGGCUCAGCCACAUUCCCGCAUGGCGCGAUCUCGCUGUGGAACACCAAGUUCUUGAUCCAGACAUUCCACACGCACCCGGGAUUUUCGGUCAGCGAGGACUGGUUCUUUGGCCAUGCCGCUCGGAAGCUAGGCAGCCGAAUCAAAAUGUGCACCGCCAUCUUCGUCGAGACCGAGACACCUUCGGCCAUCUUCUUCGCUGGUGGCGGUUCUCGUGGAGGCUUCGGUGAGAUGACCAUCUUCAAGCAACGUUUCUUCCGUUGGAACUUCUUCUUCGUGAAUGGAAUAUGGUUCAACUUAUCUUAUAUCUUCGGCAGCUGGAAGCUCGGCUGGUGGGAGAUCGGCGCCAAGCUCUUUGUCUUCCAGGAGGUAUACGAGACAUUGCUAUACCUGCUGGCUCCUUUUGUGGUGCCCAUUUCGUUCGUGGUCAAGCCAGCGUUCUGCGGAUAUCAAACUCUCGCCACCAUUGGACUAUACUAUGUCAACGUGACGAUCUUCAACGAAAUCCAUCUUCGCAGGCGGAAUGAGCGUGUCGGCUUCAUCGCUCUAUAUGUCUACUACACUGGGUAUAAGAUGGUGCUUACCGGAAUCAACAUAUUAUCCUGUUACUGGUCGCUAUUCAAACACCCAAAGGUCAUCGAAGAUGAACGUGCUGUAGAGGUAGUGCUACGCCUCGAGGAUGCCACACCACCGAUGCAGCGCAAAGAGAGCCUAGCCCGUCAAAUGCACGUGACAGCAGUCGGGGCGCGGAUAAACAGCUUUUCAAAGAAUAGUCGUCUUAGCACACUGAGCAUACAGCCUGGCGAUGUGGCUGCUGAGGCUCGCUUGACUAGGACACCGGGUGCAUCUGGCAUCCCUACCAUGCCAAUGAUUCCUAGCGUGCCGGUCUCGAGCAAUGGAUCAGUCUCGGAUAGCCGAGGACAUUCGAUCGAUGGCGAUCAUGAGUUGAACGAAAAGUCUUCCUGGUAUAGUGAUAAGGCACCAUCGGAUCCCUUCACAGCACCUGAGGACUCAGAAGUCUUCGACUUUGCAACCUCGUCCGGCGCGCCGAUUACCAACAGUGCGAUGGCGAGCAAUAUACCUGCCCGACCCGAUAAAUCCGGGCCGACAUGA
This is a messenger RNA of Recurvomyces mirabilis, 2652 nucleotides long. RefSeq lists its product as uncharacterized. The transcript is spliced from 4 exons. The coding region runs from base 1 to 2652 and encodes 883 amino acids. NCBI's taxonomy places the organism in Eukaryota, Fungi, Ascomycota, Dothideomycetes, Mycosphaerellales, Teratosphaeriaceae. The record is from RefSeq and is a predicted model, not a curated record.